ACCAUUCACUGAGGGACCCGGGAGACUGCGAGGUCCGGAAUCCCGGGUGGAGGACACGGGCUUCUCUAGGAGGGCGUGAAAAUCCCAUGCAUCCACAGGUGCCGCGUGAGGAGUCCUGAGAAAGUCAUUAGUCAACAGCGCUGUCGCUUGAGCCGCCGCCCAGCAGCCAGAGAACGCCCAGGAUUUGUUGAUCUUCAAGGCUGUGAAGGUGGACUUGGUGCAGGAGGAAUGUGAAGGCCUAGACCUUACUCACGGGGCUUUUUACAGAGACCUCCUGUUGGAGAAGUGCAGCAGUCUGGUUUCCCUAGAUCUCACACUCCUCAGCCAGUCCUGCUCACCUGUGAAGCAGAGGGAAGAGCCCUGGAUGGUGAAGAGAGGAAACUGUAGCAAAGGAUCCAGAAGACUUCCCGGGAGUCUUUGUUCCUGAGACAGAAACUCCAAAAGGAGCAACAGGAAAAAUGGCUGCUUCUCUGAUAGAUGUGCCCCAGGAUCUAUUGACAUUCAGAAAUGUGGCUGUGGACUUCUCUGAGGAGGAAUGGGAAUAUCUCAACUCCUCUCAAAGAGCUCUAUACAUGGAUGUAAUGUGGGAGAAUUACAGCAAUCUAGUCUUUGUAGAAAACCAUUGCAUAUGUGGUAAAUAUGAAGAGGACAUGAAUCAAAGCUCAAAUGAUAUUAUCUAUCAACAUUCAAGUAUUGAAGAGAAGUCUUACAAAUAUGAGCCUCAAAAAAUGCUUUAUAAAUCCUCCCAAAGCAUACCUUAUAAUACAAGUGAUACUACAGAAAACUGCAAGAUGUAUGGGAGUGAUAACCAAUGGGAUUCUUCUAAUGAAUCAUUAAACCUAAAGGCGUAUAAAAGUAGGAAUACUGAGGAAGAACAAUACAAAGAUUAUAGGGAGUAUUUAAAUUUGUAUUCCAUCAUUGGCCCAUAUCCACAAAUGGACACUGGAAAGAAAGAACACAAAAUUACAGAAUAUGAUAAAUUUUUUGACUCUAAACGUAAACUCAUGAUAAAACGAAUGUGUAGUGGAGAGAAACCUUACCAAUGCAGAAAGUGUGGAAAAUGUUUCAGGGCCUAUUCAAGUCUCUAUAGGCAUCGAAGAACUCAUCCUGGAGAGAAACCCUAUAAACUUACAGAAUACAAUAAGUCCAUUCUGUAUUUAUCACACCACAAAGUACAUUAUAAUAUCCAUUAUGGAGAAAAACCCUACAAAUGUAUAGAAUGUGGUAAGUGCUAUUAUCAUUCAUCAUUUGAAAAACAUUACAGAAUUCACUCUGAAGAGGAGACUUACAGAUGUAAUGAUUGUAGAAAAUCCUUUAUCUGCUGCUUAGGUCUUAAAAAACACCAUAAAAUUCAUGGAGGAGAGAGGCCUUAUGAAUGUAAACAAUGUAGUAAAUCCUUCUAUACAUCGUCACACCUUGAAAAUCAUUACAGAACCCACCGUAGAAAACUUCACAGAUGUAAUGAGUGUGGCAAAUCCCUUUCCUCCUCUUCAGGUCUUCAAAGGCAUCAAAGAAUUCAUAGAGGAGAGAAGGCAUACAUAUGUGCUGAAUGUGACAAAUGCUUCAUUCAGAAAUCCCAACUUAAAACACAUCAAAGAAUUCAUACAGGAGAGAAAAGUUACAAAUGUAGUGAAUGCGAGAAAUCCUUUACUGUUGGCUCAUCUCUGAGAAUACAUCAAAGAAUUCAUACUGGAGAGAAACCUUACAAAUGCAGUGAAUGUCAAAAGUGCUUCAUUCAGCAAGCCCACCUUAGAAGACAUCAGAAGAUUCAUACAGGAGAGAAACCUUACAAAUGUAGUGAAUGUGAGAAAUCCUUUACAGUAGGCUCGGAUCUUAGAAUGCAUCAAAAAAUUCAUACUGGAGAGAAACCUUAUAAGUGUAGUGACUGUGAUAAAUGCUUUAUUCAGAAAGCAAAGCUUAAAAAACAUCAAAGAAUUCAUACAGGAGAGAAACCUUACAAAUGUAGUGAAUGUGAGAAAUGCUUUACUGUUGUCUCAGAUCUUAGAACACAUCAGAAAAUUCAUACUGGUGAGAAACCUUACAAAUGCAGUGAAUGUGACAAGUGUUUUAUCCGGAAAGCUAACCUUAGAAGACAUCACAGAAUUCAUACAGGAGAAAAACCUUACAAAUGCAGUGACUGUGGCAAAUGCUUUAUCCAGAAAGCCAAUCUUAGAACUCAUGAGAGAAUUCAUACUGGAGAGAAACCUUACAAAUGUGAAUGUGGGAAAUCCUUUACAGUUGGCUCAGAUCUUAGGAAGCAUCAGAAAUGUCAUACUGGAGAAAAACCUUACAAAUGCAGUGAAUGUCACAAGUGUUUUAUCAGGAAAGCCCACCUUAGAAGACAUCAAAGAAUUCAUACUGGGGAGAAACCUUACAAAUGUAGUGACUGUGGCAAAUGCUUUAUCCAGAAAGCCAAUCUUAGAACACAUCAGAAAAUCCACACAGGAGAGAAACCUUACAAAUGUAGUGAAUGUGACAAAUGCUUUAUCCAGAAAGAUCACCUAAGAACACAUCAGAGACUUCAUACAGGAGAGAAACCUUACAAAUGUAGUGAAUGUGAAAAAUCCUUUACUGGUGGCUCAGUUCUUAGAAAACAUCAGAAAAUUCAUACUGCAAGAAGCCUUACCAAUGCAAUGAAUUUGACUAAUCCUUUAUCCAAGAAGCCUACCUUAGAACUCAUCAAAGAAUUUAUACAGGAGAGUAGCCUUUUAAAUGCAAUGUAUAUAGCACAGUCUUUACCUGUCUCUCAUGUCUAAGAAAGCACCAGAAAAUUCAUACAGAAAACAAAAGUCUCUAUAGUAAAUAGUGUAAUAUAUGCUUUAGACAAGCUCUGUAGUAAUAGACCACUACAGGUUUCACACUAGAGAAUCAUGAACAUGAGAAACUUGAGAACACCUUUGAGUAAUGUUCAAACGUUAGGAAAAAAAAAAAAAUCAAGACUCUAUACCGAGGGAAAAUGCUGCAAAUGUGACAUUUGUUUAAAUGUUUCUUUUUCAAACUCAAAUAUUUCACAAUGACAACAAAAUGGAGACGCCUGAAGAAAAAAUGUUCUGUUGUGUACAUUCCAUCCUAUAAGGACACUGAAUAAGGCAGGAAAUAAACUCAAAACAUCUUCAGGGAGUACCUGAAACUGACAGGAUUCACUGUGCUUACUUUGAAGAAACUCAUACCAGUCUUGCUGCUUAGAAGACAUUAGAUGCUCUGAGCCAGUAAGAUAUGAUGACCUUUAAUCAGUAGAUAUGACUAGAGGUGUGUAGUGUGCUGUGGGUAUCCAGUGUUCAUAAGCUGUAUUUCAUGCUGGCUUGGAGUUUCAUGGUACAACUGUCUUUUAUUCCUAUAAGCAGCUCCAUUCUCGUAUUUAUGUAAGUAACCCCAAUAAAGCCCAUUGGUUAAACAAGAUGGAUUUCAAUGGCAAGCGUACUUGGUUUUGUUAUGAAUUCCCAUUUUAGCUGAGUGGGUACAUAUGAAUGUUGUGUCUUGCCAGGAAAAGUCUCUCAUACAACAUGUGCUGAACCCAUUAAUUGUUCCUUAAAACUUGUUUGGCAGAAAAUCAGUAUUAGAGAAAAAACAUUUGAUUAAAGUAUGGAAGUUCUUUGUGAUUACUGUUCCAGGCUUACUACUAUGGUAGUACAUGAUCCCAUUAAAAAGACUCUGCACAGACAGCAUGUAGAGGCUUAGGGAGCCUGAGAAAGAAGGCUACUCUCUUCCUUGUAUUCAUGGAAGAGAGUGAGAAGUCCUUGGUGAGACAAAUGAAAAUAUGGCUACAAACCUGUGUUACUGACAGAUAACAUCUAAACUGGGCUAUUUCCAAAUAUGACUCUGAGCUCAUGCUUAGACCCCAUGAUUCAGUCCAACUCCAAUGACCCUCAGAACACCACUAUCUAUGAGCAAAUACAAAAAAGAAAAAAAAAAAAAACACUGCUAUUCUCAUGUCCUGUUGUACUUUAGAAAUCCCACUCUACAAGCCUCAACAAAUGAACUGAAUUCCUUUUGUUAAAUCCUUUACACAAAGCUAAAAUUGUAAACAUCAGAAAACUAAGCAUGAAAUAUAACCACAUAAAAUGCUUUAAUAAAGGCUUAUAUUUGCUUUAAUUUUAUGUAUAUGUCCUUCCAUACAAAUAUCAAGAGAUUAUGAAGCAUAAAAGAGAUAACCUAUGAAUAAGAGAAGACAUACAUGCUCAUAUACAAUUUAGAUAUCCCCAAAGGUAUACUGGGUACAAUAGAGACUUAGUCAUCUGUAAUGGCACUUAGCAGUCUGGAGAAUGCAACUAGCUUGACUGACUCCUGGGGUGCCAAUUUUUAGGUGUUCCAUAGAUUGAGGCUCCUCUGCUUGAUAUUAGAUUGUUUUCCUACCUAAUUCACAGAUUUCCUGUGGUAAAUUUGUAAACUUGUGCACAAUGAAGAUACCUCACCUUGUACCCUCUGGUAUAUGAUGGCAGCAACAUGUGGGAGGCUGUAGAGAGCAGGUCAAGGGCAGCCAGACAUCUGGAGUUGAGUUGAAGGUAGACUGGACAGAGUGGGACAGAUGGGUUUAGCUAAGAAUGGGACAAUCACCUAAUCUGAUAAGUGAUGGGGAAAUGAAAAGUAGGUUGUGUGGCAUGAGAAAUUCAGCAUUUGGGAAAGGCUAGAUUAUAGGACCCAAAUAGAGGAUGCACUUUUUAGGGACAGGAAAACUUUCAGCGGUGAGGGCAUCCUGUGUAAAGUUAUCUGUGUAGCACUCUCCCCUUAGGAGAGUUUUUAGUCAGAAGUGCAGUGGGUGAAAACUGCAACCCAAUUGACAUGGAAAGUUGUGAAACAGGCAGUAGGAACCUAACCAGGGCUUUCACUAGGAUUUCUCCUGCUGUGUGGGAGAACAAAGGCUCACAGAAUUUUGUUGUGGAUAUCUAUCCAUGUUCAUAAACUUUAGGUCAUAGGAACUGGGCCUUAAUAGUUUGUUUUUCAUUUAUCUUAUAAUUGCCAGCAUAAUUACAGAAGAAUAAUCUGGAGGAGGGUUUGUAUUAUCUCUUGUUUGCAAACAUGGUGCUCAUGCUAUUGUAGCAAUUACAAACCCCUGGGAAUUUAAAUUCAUCCCUGCUUUCUAACUCCCCUGCUCUACCACUUGCCUAUUCAAGAAUUGGAAUAGUGAAGAGAGUGGAAUUUGUUUUUGGGACUAGUAUCCCAAGAGCUUUUUAGAAAUUAGUCCCAUAAGGAACCAAUGCAGAUUUAAUGGAAGCUGAACAUACACUUUACUGAUUUCUAAAGUAAUGGUUAAACACAUUAACACUAAGCCAAUUUUCACUCGUUAAUUUUCUGCCUGAGAUGUAUGGACUUUAGCAUAUAAAUA
Mus pahari (shrew mouse) is the source of this 5323-nucleotide messenger RNA. RefSeq names its product zinc finger protein 420-like. The transcript has 6 exons. Gene Ontology annotation, molecular function: RNA polymerase II cis-regulatory region sequence-specific DNA binding; DNA-binding transcription factor activity, RNA polymerase II-specific. The record is from RefSeq and is a predicted model, not a curated record. Gene Ontology annotation, biological process: regulation of transcription by RNA polymerase II. Lineage: Eukaryota; Metazoa; Chordata; Mammalia; Rodentia; Muridae. Bases 459 to 2756 code for a protein of 765 amino acids.